This is a messenger RNA of Daphnia pulex (common water flea), 835 nucleotides long. RefSeq names its product eukaryotic translation initiation factor 3 subunit D-like. Bases 108 to 803 code for a protein of 231 amino acids. Lineage: Eukaryota; Metazoa; Arthropoda; Branchiopoda; Diplostraca; Daphniidae. Gene Ontology annotation, cellular component: eukaryotic translation initiation factor 3 complex; cytoplasm. The record is from RefSeq and is a predicted model, not a curated record. Gene Ontology annotation, molecular function: translation initiation factor activity. Gene Ontology annotation, biological process: translational initiation. The transcript has 4 exons.
UUCCCGAUAGGGUGUUUUUUUCACGGGGUUUAGGUUUUUUGGGGGGAAUUUGUCAAUAUUUCCACCAAUCAUCAAUUUCUCAUUUUUCCACCAAUCAACAAUUUCUCAUGAAUCAUUUUAAUGGCAUUAAAAUAGAUCAUGAAUACCAAGAGACUAAACACAGAGAACAUUCCUUGUGUACUGACUUUGAUGAAGGAGGUGGUGUCCUGGUGGCACGUUGCGAACAUGACGCUGUCACCGUUGGAUCGGCUGGUGAUAACCAAUUUAUCAACAUCAAAGCUCUUAAUGAAUGGGACUCAAGGUUGUCUGGUGAAGUCGAAUGGCGCCAGAAACUGGACACUCAGCGAGGUGCUGUUCAGGCCAACGAGCUGAAGAAUAAUGCAUGCAAGCUAGCAAAAUGGACUGUGCAAGCUCUGCUCGCCAACUCUGAUUGGAUUAAAUUCGGAUAUGUUUCACGUAUGCACUUACGAGAUACAUCGCGUCGUGUAAUCCUUGGAACACAGCAGUUCCACCUGUCAGAUUUCGCAUCGCAAAUCAACCUUAAUAUCGACAAUGCUUGGGGCAUUCUCCGUUGGAUUAAUUAUUUGUGUAUGAAGGAAGAGGAUGGCAAAUAUUUGUUGGUGAAGGAUCCUAACAAGCCCGUCAUCCGCCUUUACAAGGUGCCCGAUAACACGUUUGAGAGCGACGAUGAAGCAUUUUUCGGAGAAGGAGAAGGUUUGAAACCAAUCAAUAUCGUAACGUGCGUGUGUAACUGCUGGCUUACUUUUAUUGCUUGGGUGUUGGCCUCUCUUUUUUUUUACUAGCAAAGAUUAAAUAAACACGUCCAAGCAGUUAA